AUGUUUCGGCCCGGGGGCGCAUUAGACCCCCAAUGCUACGCGUCCCAAAGGGUAUAUGACACUGCAGAAAAUACGCGGCCGAAGAAAUGGUCAUCGAAGCUAAAAUUAAAUACUUCUGUGAGCAGCAAAUCUUCAGAGAAGUCACCGGAGAGUCCAUAUCUAUAUGGAACAAUCAGCGGGCCGGGAGGGUCCGCUUUGUCCAAAUCAAUGAAGUACGCCGAAACAUGGCUCUACGGGUCUGUAAGGACGCAGACCCCUCCCAUACGACCGAGCGUUUUCUCAUCCUAUCCUGAAAGUCCGGGUCCUGUUUUAAUAAGUACCCCGCAAAAGCCCACACCGCACAACUAUGCAGUCAUACUUUGUUCCUGUCCUGAGUACCUAAACGGUACAAAGAAAACCAGCUCAACCAAAGUCAGUAUUUGUAAGAAAUGUAAAGGAUCUCGUCUGCCUUUAACAAUCACUGACAGUCCUCGUUUACUUGUUGGCGGGACGGUUCGGGGUCCACAAGUGAGCCGUGAUGCUGGUUUGCUAAGAGCUGGUACUGUGCGAGUGCAGGGAACAAAAUCUAGACCUAGUAUACUGAAAGCGAACGGUGACUCUGACCCUUACGAUUUAAUGCGACGAAAUAGAUUGGCGCCACCGCAUGAAGCACGCAUAGGAAGCCAGUUCUCAACGUCUCGAUCUCGGGCAAAAAGUAUCAGUCCCUGUCGUGUGAAAAAUAAAAAGUCGAGUCCGGAAGUUUUCAGUAAAAAUCGCAGUAAAUCGGUAAGCCGCGUUAACGAGAUCUGGGUGGAAGAAGAUGAACCCGUUCCGGAGACAAAAAAAUCGAUUUUAUCAUGUGAGAUCAAUCCAUAUGACUUGAUGAAAAUCUCAAGUUCAAAAUCAAACUUAGAUGUAGAAUUUGAUGAUGAUUAUAACGAACCAUUUCAAGAAUCUCACAAGAUGAAUAAUAAUCGCUUAUCAAAAGCCAAGUCAGAUACAAAUGUAAAAAAUAUUAGUGGACAAAGAAUUCGAGUUUCAAAUGACUCAAAAACUAAUAUAGUAGACGAACUAUCUGUGUACGACCCCGUCAACUUUGAUCUCAAAAAUUAUGAUUUUAAAUCAACAGAUAUGCCUUCAGCUCUAUCUUUACCGAGUAUUAAGAAUGAAAAUAAUAAAUUAGGGUCAUUAGGUAAAUCUAGUAGUAAGAAAUUAAUAAACUCCACCUCAAAUCGUACAAAACAAAAAAGCGUUUCACCAAAACGUCCACCAAGAAAACUCAGAAAUACAAAGAAUGAGGAUGACAGUGAAAGCGAUAAUCAAAGAAUGCCUGAAAGGACCACUAAGAAAUUUAUAAAUGAGAAUACUCGCCACUUGAGAAAUAAGAACCAAAAACCAGAUGCCAUAAAAUCAAUACUUAAAAAACCGAAAAUUUUUAGUUCGAAUGAUUCAAGCACAAAAGUUGAAACAUCUGAUGACUCUUUUGAACAUAAAAGCGUAAAUCAUUCACAGUUUUACCUUCCUAAGCCAAAAGAUAAAAAUACGCAACCAUCUCAAAAUAUACUAAAUAGAAAACGAGUACAGUUUCUCGUAGAUAAAGAAGAAACAAAAGUAAUAUUUACAGCAGAACUCAAUCUUCAUGAUGACGUUAUUCAAGAUAUACCUGAGCCUAGUAAAACUGAAAUUGAAGAAGAAAUUAUUGCAGAAGGCGAUGUUUUAAGUAAAAGUUUACAGGAAACAAAACCAGAAACCUUACCAGAAAUUACUACAACAGAAAUUUUACAUAAGGAAAAUUCUGAAGGUGGUAGUACAACGGCUGACAUAAUUAUUUCUAAUUCAGAAACAACGGCAAUUUCCACGUGUGCCGAAGAAAACACUGUUAAAAUUCGACAAACUGUUGAAAACAAUGAUAACAAUGUACCAAGAGUGCCGACUUUGCGUAGAUCUGAAUCUGAACGCUUGACAUCUUCAAUUACCAUUACGCCUCCGAAAUUCCUUGAUACAAUGGCUUUAAGAACUAAGGCCAAACACGGUCAUACAAGUCAAGUUUUUUUAGAAACUCUCACAGAAAUGGAUAUGAACUCAACACAUACAACAGCAACUAAUACAAAUUCGUCUAAUAAUGAACUUGACGUGGGAAGUUUGAGUGACAGUAGCGAAAUCACCAGUAAUGUCUUAAAAGAUUUAAGAAAUGGUAUAGCCGAGUUACCAGAACCCCCGCCGAGAUUAAAAUCGAGAUCAAAAAGACAGAACUACGUGAAAACACGUUUCGUUCGAAACAAUUCUAAUAGUUCUACAAGUGAUGAAUGGUCAGAUUCAAAUGAUACAGAACAGAAAACAGUUUUAAGAGUAAAGCAGUUUGAUGCUGAAGAUACUCAAGAACAAGUGAAAGAACCUUCAAGGAUGUUAAAGUUUAUUGAAAAUGAGCCCAGAAAGACAUCUAUACAAAUAAAUGGCAACGAAUGUUACUCAACAAUGAAUGUAAGCAACGACGCUCCGAUUUAUUUAUCUUCAGUUGUAGUAAAUGCAGAUUCUAGUAAUGCUUGUAGCUCAUAUCAAACAGGGACUACAGUAACUAUAAGCGUUGGAUCUCCUCAGAGCGAAACGAAGAAAUCAAAAAGUCAAGUUUAUAUUGGCGCUUCAUUUAACGGUGAAAAGAAAUGCAAUGAUUUAAAUACAUAUGAAGAAUACUAUAAUGAAAGUAAUACUUCAAAAGUAUCAAACACUAGUAUUUCGUCAAUUUUAAGUGAUCCCGUUGAAGCUGUCAAGCGUAAUUUGAUACCGCACGUGUGCGGAAAAAAGGAUGAUAGUAUGGAAAGUGAUAAAAACAGCCAGGAAGGUGGUAACAUUGUUGCUAAACUUUUUGAUGAUACUUUCUUUGCCCAUUUAGCAGACGGCUUAGACUCAGAUUUAGUAAGAAAGUUAAUAGAAAAUUCUCUUAUUAAGUUACAAGAAACGAAGCACCGGGAAGGAGUAAGUAAUACUAAAGUAACAAUUGAAAAACUAAUCGAGAGUUCCCUUGUAUCAAUGAAGGAAGAGAUGAACAAGAGUAUAGGAAAACCUGAGGAACCACUUAAAAAUAAAGAUGAUAAUGAAAACAAAAAUAAUAACUUGCCCACUUACUUACACAAUGAUGAUACUAUCUGCUCUGCUCCCUAUGAAAGUAUGGAGUAUGAGAGCGGUGUAGCAGGAGUUUUUUCAGACUUGGAACCAAUGUCGGAUUGCUAUAACGCUUCCGCUAGCGAACUAUCGACAGAAGACGAUAAUAAUUCGACUAGAUCGAAAUUUUAUCAAAUGUUGGUAGACGCAGCUAUAUGCGAUAUCGAAACAGCGAAUAACACCGAUGAUGACCAUCACUACGAAUCGAUCCGUUUGAACAGUGAUCCAAUUUAUGAAGAAAUAGGAGAUAUGCCACCGCCUCUGCCUGUUAACCCCCCACCUAAUUCUCUUAUGCUUAUAGAUGAUGAAAAAAGAAGUGGUUCUCGUUCUAUAUUUGAAGGUGCUUCAAAAUACGACAUUCUAUCAUACUUAGUAGAUGCUAAAGAAAGAGGUAUAGACGAUGAAGAGACGUAUAUCACAAAUUAUGAAAACAACACAGAAUCUCAGCCAUCUGAUAAAAGUGAAGACAGUAGAUCGAAUGAAAUAAAAUCGCUGAAAAGUGUGGAAAGAAAUACAAGCCAAAUAUCAAAUGCUUCCGAUUCAAGUGAAGACAAUUCCUUGAUAAUUAGUAACGAAAACGUUGAGAAAACAUUAGUAUGUAAGAAACCAUCAGCCGAAAUUGAGAGGAAUGAUUCGGGUGUAGGAUCUGAAACAAGCAAAUCGUCACGAAGCAGACUGCAAGGGAAAAUAUCACCAAGAAAUUCCACUAGUGAUAAAGACACACCCAUUCACUUAUGUGAAGAUUGUGAUACUGCUGUUGAAACUCAAAUUACAGAACAAGGUUCAAUAUACGCACCGUUAGUCUGCCGCAAAUGUGCGAAGAAGAGAGCAGAAAGAAAAGAAAUUAUAACAGAAAUAGUUGAAACAGAAGAGAAAUAUGGACGUGAUCUUCAAAUAAUAUUAGAGGAAUUUUAUAAACCUAUGCUCGUUGCUGGUCUUCUUACGCAAGAACAGCUUAGCGCCAUUUUCUUGAACGUAGAAGAGCUGAUUGAUAACAACCAAGUUCUGUCAGAAAAAUUACGAGAUGCUCUCGAAAUUGCCGUAGAACAAGGAGAUGAGGACUUACUGACGGUAAACGUCGGCAAGAUUCUUCUAGAAUGUUCCGGGAUGCUGUCGGCAUUCCAGUCGUAUUGUGUGAAACAGGCCGGUGCCGCCUUGCUACUGGCUGGUCUCGAGAAGGAGAAAGAACUUCUAAGGAUAUUCUUGCGCGUAUCGCAAAUGGAGAACGCGGUCUUGAGGCGUAUGAAUCUUAAUUCUUUCCUCAUGGUACCAGUUCAACGCGUGACAAAAUAUCCGCUCCUUCUCUCUCGUUUAUACCGUGCAACCGCCUCUUGCGCAUCCGAAAGGGAGGACGUCAAAAGCGCCCAGCGCUGCGUCGAGUCUAGACUUGAAGAAAUCAACGCAGCGGCGGCAGCGGCUGCAGCGGCCGCAAGGGAUGUCCCGCUGUGGCGAAGACUGGCUGCUGCGAGGCGAACAGCUCAUGAUCUGCAUGUUGCUGAUAUAAGACUGAGGAAGAUGGCUGUUGACGUACUGGACUGGAAUCAUGAAGAUGCUAGAUUCGCCAUGGAGGGCAAGCUGCUGUUCACUCAACCGAACGACAACAAUUGGCGCAAAGGACGAACGAUCAAACUAAUGCCGAUUAAUGCUCUUUUGGUAACCAAUGGAAAGCCAACGAACACACACAAAACGAACGAAAUAAGAGAGACAAGAGAAGCUCGUGAUAGGGAAGCACGCGAGAGAGAGGGAGAGGCUCUGUUCGCCCGCAGCGGGGUGAGGGAGGCGGCUUUGCUGUUGGUGCGGGAGAAAGCAGGAAGGUAUACGCUACAGAGGGAGCCGCUGUUCUUAGACCGCUGCGUGGUCGCCGCGGAUCACGAACCCGAGCACUUCUUCGAAGUCCACGAGAUCACUACUAAGGAUUCCUAUAUAUUUAAGGCGGACGAAAGCGCUCGCACGAGGACUUGGUACCGUCAGCUCCAGUACCACGCCCAAGGAGCCGGGGCGUGGCGGAAGCGACGCAACGCUCUUGCCAACAUCAUGAUUAAUCCUAUGCUAACAAGAAAUUAA
Leptosia nina is the source of this 5202-nucleotide messenger RNA. The record is from the annotation of a GenBank genome assembly. NCBI's taxonomy places the organism in Eukaryota, Metazoa, Arthropoda, Insecta, Lepidoptera, Pieridae.